GUACUUCUUCCUGGGGAACCUAUCAGUGCUGGACAUUGGGUGCAUCACCGUCACCGUUCCCUCCAUGUUGGUUCAUCUCUUGUCCCACAAGCACACAGUUCCCUAUGCAGCCUGCCUCACGCAGCUUUUCUUUUUCCAUCAGCUGGUUGGGGUGGACUGCUUCCUGUUGACAGCCAUGGCCUAUGACCGAUUCCUGGCCAUCUGCCAGCCCCUCACCUACAGCACCCGCAUGAGCCAGACAGUCCAGAGGAUACUGGUGGCUGUGUCCUGGGCUUGUGCCUUCAGCAAUGCACUGACCCACACUGUAGCCAUAUCCACACUCCACUUCUGUGGCCCCAAUGUGAUCAACCACUUCUAUUGUGACCUCCCACAGCUCUUCCAGCUCUCCUGCUCCAGCACCCAACUCAAUGAGCUGCUGCUCUUCGGUGUGGGCUUCAUAAUGGCAGGUACCCCCAUGGCUCUCGUUGUCACCUCCUACGUCCACGUGGCAGCUGCAGUUCUCCGAAUUCGCUCAUCAGAAGGCAGGAGGAAGGCCUUCUCCACAUGUGGCUCCCAUC
Messenger RNA from Vicugna pacos (alpaca), 557 nucleotides. Lineage: Eukaryota; Metazoa; Chordata; Mammalia; Artiodactyla; Camelidae. The record is from RefSeq and is a predicted model, not a curated record.